Meyerozyma guilliermondii ATCC 6260 is the source of this 789-nucleotide messenger RNA. RefSeq lists its product as uncharacterized. NCBI's taxonomy places the organism in Eukaryota, Fungi, Ascomycota, Pichiomycetes, Serinales, Debaryomycetaceae. Gene Ontology annotation, molecular function: protein binding. Gene Ontology annotation, cellular component: cytoplasm; nucleus. The transcript has a single exon. The record is from RefSeq and is a predicted model, not a curated record. The coding region runs from base 1 to 789 and encodes 262 amino acids.
AUGCCCUCGGAAAUGGCCAACAAAUGUGGUGCGACAUCGGAGGUGCAUGGGAUGGACAUCCGCACACCAGCCCAGCGACCUAUCCAAAUUCUGGCAUCGACUGCAACAACGAUGGAUAAGGCGACGGUACACCAAGCCAUUCGCGAUGACAAGUUCUUGCUUGCAAAAGAGUUGAUUAGAGAGCAUCCCAAAUUGGUGAACGAGCAGGAUGAAGAUGGACGUUUACCACUUCAUUGGGCGGUAUCUGGAGGCGAUGUCGACAUGGUGGCGUUUUUGGCUGCAAACAUGACUCAAGCGGAAAUUGACGAUAUGGUUGAUAAUUCGGGAUGGACUCCUGUCCAUAUUGCUGCCGCAAUCGGUCGUAGUGACAUUCUUGACGUAUUAUUGACCCAUGACCCUGUACCGGAUAUCGACCUAGCCACAGGUAGCGGAACCACCGCACUCCAUUUGGCUGUCAGCAAAAAUCAUUAUGAUGUAGUGAAGCAAUUGAUUCAAAAAUACCAUUGUUCGACUCGAACCAAGGAUAAGUUGGGAAGAACAGCGAUGCAUCGAGCGGCGGCAAUUGGAUCGCAACCCAUAGUGCGAACGUUGGUAGAUGCGCGAGCCAAUAUCAACGCUAAAGAUUCAGAUGGAUGGACUCCUAUGCACCACGCACUUGCCGAGGGCCACGGAGACGUGGCUAAACUACUUCGGGAGUGCGGAGGGGAUCCCGAGAUCCGCAACAACGACGGGCAACUGCCAGUGCAAGUUGCGGUGGAUGAUAAUGUGAGGAAGUAUUUUAGCGAGUAA